This is a messenger RNA of Papaver somniferum (opium poppy), 2595 nucleotides long. RefSeq lists its product as uncharacterized. The coding region runs from base 1 to 2595 and encodes 864 amino acids. Gene Ontology annotation, biological process: regulation of DNA-templated transcription. The transcript is spliced from 3 exons. Lineage: Eukaryota; Viridiplantae; Streptophyta; Magnoliopsida; Ranunculales; Papaveraceae. The record is from RefSeq and is a predicted model, not a curated record.
AUGUGGUAUAUGGAAAAAGUCUUCUCGGGUUAUCAUAAUCAUCCUAUUCCGGAAAGUUUGAUCAACCAUCCUUAUUCGGCAAGGAUCAACCCUUUAGAAAAGGAAUUAGUACGCGUGUUGAGUAAAAGAUGCACAAGACCUAUUGAUAUUCUUAGUGGCGUCAAGGUGUUAAAUCCCCAAAACUCAUACUCAUUGGCAACUAUCUAUAACGAAAGAGAAAAAUUUAGAAAAGAGUCAUGGGGAGAGAGAGUGCUUAUGCAACAAUUAUUGUUUUUGUUUGAGGAGGCAAAGUACUCUACCGCGUAUGAUAGGAAUGAAGAAAACGAAGUGGAAUAUCUUUUCGUCGCGAAUCCGGAAUGUGUACAAUUGGCAAGAUGCUUUCAUCAAAUUCUCUUUAUGGAUUGCACGUAUAAAACGAACAAGUACAACAUGCCGAUAUUGAACUUUGUUGGGCAAACAUCUACCAAGUUGACAUUUACCGUUGCAUUUUGUUUCUUGAAAGACGAGUCGAAGGAAAGUUAUUUGUGGGCAUUGCAAAAGGUCAAGUUAUUGUAUCAAGAAGGUUAUACUCCUACGGUGUUGAUUAAGGAUAAGGAGCAAGCAUUGAUGUGGGCCAUACCAGGUGCUUUCCCCUACGCGCGUCAUCAUCUUUGUACGUUUCAUAUAUGGAACAAUGUGCAAACUAAUUGCAAGAGGGUUAUAUGGCCAGCAAAGAAGACCGAGAUGGAGAGAAUUAAAAAUCUACCGUUGGAGAUACAACAAGAAGAGAAAGAAAAGUUUGAGAUGAAUGACAAGAUAGCCGAGGUGCUUUGGGCGGAAUUUCAAGAUGAUUGGGAACAACUAAUAUGGUCGUUCAUGGAACCAUUAUAUUUGCAAAGGGAGCAUUUUGUAAUGGAAAAAUGGUCAACCUACCCGGAUGUUAUAACAUACUUGAAGAACGAGUUAUUGGAUCCCCAUAAAGAAAAGUUUGUUAGUGCAUGGGUAAACCGUUAUAGACAUUAUGACAAUCAAGCCACAAGCACGGUGGAGUCGGCUCACUAUCGGUUCAAGACUAAGUUAAAUGGUUGUGAUGGUGGAUUCGUUGUUGUUUUUGAAGCUAUGGUUGAGUAUUUCAAGCGUGAUCUCGAUAGAAUUAAAGGGGAUUUUGAAAAGAGCCGAUCUAGACUCGUUACCGACUACCGGGAUAGCCCUUGGCUCCGGGGAAUAAUUUUAUAUGUUUCUCAAUGGGAAAUCCUAAAAAUGAUAACAGAAGUGGAGGCUUGGGAGGAACACAAUUUUCCACCGGGAAUGAUAUGUAAUUGUCCAAUUAAGUCGGCUUUGGGGCUCCCAUGUAGGCAUGCAAUAGAAAAUUAUCCCACAAGGAUGAUUUCGAUUGAAGAUAUAAAUCUAUUUUGGCAACAACUAACAUUUAAAGAUUCAUCACCAAAUCAAGAGACUAGACAAAAUAUUUUAGAACCUCAGAAGGGACAGGGCAAGGGUAGUCCUUCGAACAAAACAACAAAGAAACAAGAAAGGGCAGAAGCUAAGAGAAAAGUUCAACAAGGUCCACAAUUGACUCCUUCAAUGCGAAGAGAUCCUUGUGCUUAUGAGAAGUUGAACGAAUUGUACAAACUUAAAAGAAAGGAAAUGGAAAAAGUCGGACCAAGCGGAGCUAGUGAAAUGAAGGGAAAACGCCGCAAGAAGAAUGUGGUUGUUGCAUCAAGUUCAAAAAGAAAAGUUGAUAGUGGAGUCAAAAUUAAAGACCCGGUUGUUCCAUCCCAACAAGGUUCAACAACCAAAGAAGCUAGUAAUGUCCAAAGAAAAGUUGGUGGUGCAGUUGGUAUUAAGCAAUUAGCGAGAAGCCGAGGUAAUGAUGUCAAAGGAAAAGUACCAAUGGUCGAACCAUCGCUAAUCACCCCACAAAGAGUUGUUAGUAACCUCGAUGGUGAGAAAAAGACGGUCUUCUUGGAUGUAGGUCCGAUGAUAUCACCCCCUAUAGAUGAGGAAGGUAAUUAUAUCCGGCCUACUUACACGAUAUACAAAAAUUACAUGCACUUUUUACCACAUUUUAUUCAUAACUACGUCAAGUCCACCGACGAUGUUGAGGGAGACGGAAAUUGUGGUUACCAUGUGUUUGUAGAUCAACUUGGACCUUUUGAGCAGGAAAAAGAAUGGGGUGACGACCAAAUUACUUAUGUUAGGCAAAAGUGUUUGCUUGAACUACGUUGUUUCCCCGAUUUCUACAAGCCAAUGAUGAGAUUCGAAAGAAAUGACACGGAGGAGAUGCUAAACGAGGAGUUCAAAGAAUUUGAACGGCGUUUAAUGGGAAACAAGUGUUUGACAAAUAGUGUUACAUACGCACCAACAAGACGUGUUUUUAACGAAGAAGAAUCUCCGAAGAUAGUCAUCAUGGGGUUCGUGAACAUGAACCAUUAUAUAGGCCUCCAAUUGAAAUAUGGAUGCCCGCUACCUCCAUUAAGAAAGGUAGACGGAUGUGACGGAAUGACUUGGUGUCAUAGGUUCGAGGAAAGAUUUCAAUUGUGGGAUGCAUUACAGUUACUGAGGGAUGGCCCGUUGUGUGUACUAACGAGUUCCGAUGAGGAUGAAUAUGAGUAA